This is a messenger RNA of Funneliformis geosporum, 485 nucleotides long. Lineage: Eukaryota; Fungi; Glomeromycota; Glomeromycetes; Glomerales; Glomeraceae. The record is from the annotation of a GenBank genome assembly.
AUGACACGUCGAAUUUGUGGUGCAAUUUAUCCAACACUUAGCCUUAUUAAUCUAUAUAUGUAUUUACUUAAAAAUUCCUUUGCAUCACAUGAAGAAAUUGGAGAAUCUUUUGAUACUUACCUUGAAUUAAUUUAUGGUUCCAUUAUUAAUGAAGAAGAAGAUGAUGAUAUAGUUAGUGAUAAUGAGUACAUUCCAUCAGGUGGAUCAAGACAACAUUGGCAAUAUGCAUAUCGUUACUUUCAUCAACAAAUGGGAGAUGGUAAAGUUGAAGCUAAAAUAUUAGUUCGAGAGUUAUAUAAUGAUAUAAAACAAGAUCUUUCGUCUAAAAAUAAUGAAAAUUUAUUUAGCAAUCCAUCAUUAUUAGACGAUAGUGAUAUUUUUAAAGCAUUAGAAGAUGAUGUGUCAUUAGAAGAGAAAGAGAAUGAUGAGAUAAAUUUGUAUUUGCAACAAAGAAAAAUUGGACUAAAUGAUGAUCCAUUAAAAUG